Messenger RNA from Hibiscus syriacus, 1963 nucleotides. RefSeq lists its product as uncharacterized. Gene Ontology annotation, molecular function: structural constituent of ribosome; RNA binding. The record is from RefSeq and is a predicted model, not a curated record. NCBI's taxonomy places the organism in Eukaryota, Viridiplantae, Streptophyta, Magnoliopsida, Malvales, Malvaceae. The transcript is spliced from 8 exons. Gene Ontology annotation, biological process: translation. Bases 342 to 1907 code for a protein of 521 amino acids. Gene Ontology annotation, cellular component: ribosome.
UUUCCCUCGCCGGCGAAGAAGUCUUUCACCGCCACUCUGCUGCACCCUCGUCUUUCUCUUCCUCGUAUUUUUUCCGGGCCAAAUUAAUUAAGGUAAUUUUUCAAACCCCAAACUUAACUUGAGUUGACUCACGAGAUUCUGAGUUCUCGCUCGGUUCCCUUCCUCUGCUUCACUCUGUUAUAUUUCAUUUUCUGUUUUCAAUCCUACUGCUCCUUGCUCUGUCUCCUUCAUUUCUUUUUCAAAGCUAUCUGUUGGCAAAGUUUUAGCUUAUGUUUUCUCUCUUCUUUUCGUUUUCGAGGUUUUUUUAUGUUUCUAUUUUCUUAAGCUAAUGGAAAAGAAAAAUGUCAACUAAAUCACAGCCAUCUCCAUGGUUUAGGCUCCUUUGCCGGUCCUUUCAAUACCCACCUAAAAAUCUGCAUUCAUUUGCUCGGAAAAUCUCCACGAAUAUUUUGUCGAACACCCAUUACUCAAAUCGUAUCCCUAAAACCUCCAUUAAACCCCAGUUCUCAUUCUGCCGAAAUAUAUCAACUUUUUCCUAUUUCCCCAACAACCAAACAACAAAAUCGCCGUUUUCUUUUACGAGAUGCCAUUUCUCUAGAAGCUUCUCUUCCGACAAGCUACGCUAUGAUGAUCUUUUGGCCGAUGUAUUUGCUGAAAUAGAACCCGAGCAGCAGAAUGAAAGAGAGGAGAGGAUGAGAAAAGGUUUGUAUAAAGAGGAUAUUGAUGAAGAGGAUGAAGAAGAUUAUAUGGGUGUAAUGCCAUUGAUAGAGAAGCUUGAAAAGAGGUCGUUAAAGGAAAACAAUAUUCGUAUAGCAUUUGAGGAGCCCAUGGAUUCCGAUUCUGAAAACGAGGAUGUGGGGAAUUAUGAGACGUGGGAAAAGCAAUUUGAGAGGAAACAAAAGAUGCAUGAGCAAUUGCUCAAGAACUUCUGUGAUUCAGUGACACCUGAUGACGCUUUUAAAUGGAUGAAUAAAAUUGACAAGUUUGAGGAAAAGCAUUUUAAACUUCGCCCUGAAUAUAGGGCCAUCGGUGACUUGAUGAAUCAACUUAAGGUUACAGAAGGCAAGGAGAAAUUUAUCCUUAAGCAAAAAUUGAAUAGAGCAAUGAGGCUCCUUCAAUGGAAGGAAGCUUACGAUCCCAGUAAUCCUGCCAAUUAUGGAAUUAUGAAGGAUCAACAAGUUGGUCCUUCUGUUAAUUGUGAGGAAGAAGCUGAAGAGGAGAAUGAGAAGAAAAUAAUAAGAAAAGCUAGCGGGGAUGAGGAUAAAGAAGAAUUUGAUGACAUGAAAGAGAAGGAUAACAUACUAUUAGAGAAGCUCAAUGCUAUUGACAAGAAACUAGAAGAGAAGCGAGCAGAGUUGGAUUAUACAUUCAGCGGGAAGGGAAAGAUUCUAGAGGAGGAAAUCGGAGACCUUGCAGAGGAAAGAAAUUCUUUGACAGAAAAGAAAAGAAGACCUCUUUACAGAAAGGGUUUUGAUGUGAGGUUGAUAGAUGUGAACCGAACUUGUAAAGUAACAAAGGGAGGGCAAGUGGUCAAAUACACCGCUUUGAUGGCAUGUGGAAACUAUCAUGGUGUUGUUGGAUUUGCAAAAGCCAAAGCCGAAGCAGUCUCAAUUGCACUUCAAAAGGCAUAUGAGAAAUGCUUUCAGAAUCUUCACUAUAUUGAACGACAUGAGGAGCACACUAUAGCCCAUCCGAUUCAAACGUCAUAUAAGAAGACUAAGGUCUAUCUCUGGCCUGCACCAACGACUACGGGUUUGAGAGCUGAAAGAACAGUUAAAAGCAUUUUGCUUUUAGCUGGCUUUAAGAAUAUCAAAUCAAAGGUUAUUGGCUCUAGGAAUCCUCACAACACCAUCAAGGCUGUUCUUAAAGCCCUCAAUGCAGUUGAAACACCGAAGGACAUUCAAUAGAAAUUUGGAAGAACGGCUGUUGAGAAACACUUGCGGCAAUGAAUUUCUUGUAUAUA